AUGGGAAGUUUCAACACCAGUGUGGGAGAUGGCUUCAUUUUGGUGGGCUUCUCAGAUUGGCCUCAACUGGAACUCAUCUUUUUUAUCUACAUUUUGAUUUUCUACUCCCUGACUCUCUUUGGCAACACCACCAUCAUUGCUCUGUCACGCCUAGACCUGCGUUUACGCACUCCCAUGUUCUUCUUCCUCUCCCACCUCUCCUUCCUGGAUCUCUGCUACACCACCAGCACUGUGCCUCAGCUCCUGAUCAACCUUCAGGGCCAUGACCAGACCAUCACCUACGGAGGAUGUGUGGUCCAGCUGUUUAUUGUCCUUGCACUGGGCUCCACCGAGAGUGUCCUCCUGGUGGUGAUGGCCGUUGAUCGCUAUGCUGCUGUGUGUCGUCCACUGCACUACACAACCGUCAUGCACCCUCUGCUCUGCCAGACAUUGGCGAUCGCCUCCUGGGUUGGAGGCCUCGUCAACUCUACAAUUCAGACAGGCCUCAUGAUGGCCAUGCCUCUCUGUGGUCAUCGACUGAAUCACUUUUUCUGUGAGAUGCCUGUUUUCCUGAAGUUGGCUUGUGAGGACACGGGAGGAACAGAGGCCAAGAUGUUUGUGGCCAGAGCCAUAGUUUUGGUCUUUCCUGCAGCACUCAUCCUCGGCUCCUAUGCGCAUAUUGCCAGGGCCGUGCUGAAAGUCAAGUCGAUGGCUGGGCGCAGAAAGGCUUUUGGGACUUGUGGGUCCCACCUUGUGGUGGUUUCUAUGUUUUAUGGGUCAGCCAUCUACACAUACUUACAACCCAUGGGAAGUUAUUCUGAAAACGAGGGAAAGUUUGUUGCCCUUUUUUAUACUAUAGUUACCCCUAUGCUCAACCCUCUGAUUUAUACUCUUAGGAACAAGGAUGUAAAAGUUGCUAUGUGGAAGAUACUAGGUAGAGGUACAGACUCAGGGUAG
Jaculus jaculus (lesser Egyptian jerboa) is the source of this 936-nucleotide messenger RNA. Its product is annotated as olfactory receptor 10. The record is from RefSeq and is a predicted model, not a curated record. Gene Ontology annotation, biological process: G protein-coupled receptor signaling pathway. Gene Ontology annotation, cellular component: membrane. Gene Ontology annotation, molecular function: G protein-coupled receptor activity; olfactory receptor activity. The transcript has a single exon. The coding region runs from base 1 to 936 and encodes 311 amino acids. NCBI's taxonomy places the organism in Eukaryota, Metazoa, Chordata, Mammalia, Rodentia, Dipodidae.